UAACAAUGAACCUUUGUCGCAAUAGAUUUCAGCAUUCUCCUCGCAGCAGGGCUCACUGAGCUGCUGUAAAUAGCUGAGGCUGGUUCCCCUGGUUUCAGUGAUUUUGCUGGUGCUGGACCUGAUCUCCUGGGUAUUCAUAUCCCAAACUCUGAUACUCAGAGCAUGAUUUAAUCUCUCGGAGAACAGUAUGUCCUGCUGUCUGACUUUACCUGGUACUUGGAUCUCCUAACAAGAUUUUGUUUUGGCAGCUCCAGCUCACAACGUGGUUCUCUAGAUUUCCUUUACUCAGACGAGCAGCAGCAGGAUGAGUGGUGAGGCAGGAACUGGCAAGCCCCUGAAGGUGGGCUCACGUGUAGAAGUGAUUGGGAAGGGACAUCGUGGUACUGUCGCUUAUGUGGGUGCCACAAUGUUUGCCUCUGGCAAGUGGGUUGGAGUCAUUCUGGAUGACGCCAAGGGUAAAAAUGAUGGCACAGUGCAAGGCAAGCGAUAUUUCACUUGUGAGGAGAACCAUGGCAUCUUUGUCCGCCAGUCCCAGAUUCAGGUUGUUGAGGAUAGUGCUGACACCACUUCCCCUGAAACCCCACAGGAGCCCUCCUCUUCAAAGGUUCCGAAGCGAGAAAUGACAGAGACCCCGAAAACCAGCAAGACGUCCACCAGGACGACUGGUUCAAGUGGGACUUCCCUGACCCCGUCACCAUCUGGUGGGGAGCCAAGUAGCAGUGAGCCCAGUACCCCAGCACAGACUCCACUUGCUGCUCCAAUCAUCCCUACGCCAACUGGACUGCCCUCAGCCAUGGCACCUCCUCUGCUCUCUCCCAAGGAAGAGGAGACUCUCCGAACCCAGGUGAAGGAUCUUGAAGAGAAACUGGAAACUUUAAAAAUGAAGAGAAACGAGGACCGAGCCAAACUGAAAGAGCUGGAGAAGUUCAAGAUCCAGUUUGAGCAGCUGCAGGAAUGGAAACAGAAGAUGCAGGAACAGCAGAAUGAACUCCAGCGGCAACUCAAAGAUGCCAAAAAGGAAGCGAAGGAUGCUCUGGAAGCCCGAGACCGCUACAUGGAGGAGAUGGCUGACACAGCGGAUGCCAUUGAAAUGGCCACUCUAGACAAAGAGAUGGCAGAGGAGCGAGCAGAAUCUCUCCAACUGGAGGUGGACAGCUUGAAGGAGAAAAUUGAGGAGUUGACAAUGGACCUGGAGAUCCUGAAGCAUGAGAUUGAAGAGAAAGGGACUGAUGGAGCUGCCUCCAGUUACCAGGUCAAACAGCUCGAGGAACAGAACGGCCGGCUGAAGGAAGCUCUUGUCAGAAUGCGGGAUCUAUCUGCUUCAGAGAAGCAGGAGCAUAGCAAGCUGCAGAAGGUCAUGGAGAAAAAGUGUAAUGAGCUGGAGAGCCUGAGACAACAACGGGAGAAACUGCUGGAGGAAAUGACACAGGCUGAAAAGACCAUUGAUGAGCUGAAGGAGCAGGUCGAUGCUGCUCUGGGAGCUGAGGAAAUGGUGGAAACUCUAACAGAAAGGAAUCUGGAUCUGGAGGAGAAAGUGCGUGAGCUGCGCGAGACCGUCACUGACCUGGAAGCCAUUAAUGAAAUGAACGAUGAGUUGCAGGAGAAUUCCCGGGAAACGGAGCUGGAAUUACGGGAACAGCUGGAUUUGGGAGCAGCUCGAAUUCGGGAAUCAGAGAAACGAGUAGAAGCUGCUCAGGAGACAGUGGCGGAUUAUCAACAAACCAUCAAAAAGUACCGGGAACUCACCUCCCAUCUGCAGGAAGUAAACCGUGAGCUGAUGAGCCAACAAGAAGCAUCAGCAGAGAGGGAGCAGCAACCUCCCCCCGAGAUCAUUGACUUCAAAAUCAAAUUUGCUGAGACCAAGGCUCACGCAAAGGCUAUCGAGAUGGAACUGCGGAAGAUGGAGGUUCACCAGGCAAACCGACAUGUCUCCUUACUGACCUCCUUCAUGCCCGACUCCUUCCUGCGCCAUGGUGGGGACCAUGAUUCCAUUCUGGUUCUCCUCCUGAUCCCACGCCUCAUCUGCAAGGCGGAGCUGAUUAGCAAACAUGCUCAAGACAAGUUUGAGCUGAAUGAGGAUUACAGUGAGCGUCAAGGCCUGAGGGGGACACUGGGUGAACAGAUGAGCUUUGGUGCUGGCCUGGUUUAUUCACUGACCCUGCUGCAGGCCACGCUGCACAAAUAUGAACAGGCUCUAGAUCAAUGCAGUGUGGAUGUCUAUAAGAAGAUUGGAGGUCUUUACCCUGAGAUGAGCGUACAUGAGAGAUCCCUGGAUUUCCUCAUUGAACUCCUUCACAAAGAUCAAUUGGACGAGACCGUUAAUGUGGAGCCUCUCACCAAGGCCAUUAAAUACUAUCAGCAUCUCUACAGCAUCCACCUGUUGGAUCACAGUGAGGAUUGUACAGUACAGCUGGCUGACCACAUCAAGUUUACACAGAGUGCUCUGGAUUGUAUGGCCGUGGAAGUGGGAAGGUUACGCUCCCUGUUACAGGCUGGGCAGGAAGCUACUGAUGUAGCCAUUCUCCUGAAGGAUCUCGGGACAUCCUGUAGUGAUAUCCGCCAGUUCUGUAAGAAGGUGCGGAGACGGAUGCCUGGCACAGAUGCUCCUGGAAUUCCAUCAGCACUCUCCUUCGGCCAACAGGUUGCUGACACCCUGGUGGAGUGCCGGAAACAGUUGAGCCGCGUCGUGGCCGUGCUGCAGGAGAUGGCAGCUGCUGGAGUCCAGCUGGUGGCCCCUUUACCUGAGAACGAGGGGCUGCCCCCUCGCAAACUCGAGGAAGUGGCGAGGACCGCAACCGAGCAGGUGUAUGGAGCACAGGCGACCAGCCCGUACGAGUGUCUCCGUCAGUCAUGUACGGUCAUCAUUGUCACAAUGAACAAGAUGGCCACCGCCAUGCAGGAGGGAGAGUAUGACUCCGAGAAGGCAUUGGUGAAGCCCGCACGGCCGGUGGAUCAGCGUGCUGCGUCUCUCCGAGCUGAAAUCACCGAUGCUGAGGGCCUGGGACUGAAACUGGAGGAUCGAGAAACUGUCAUCAAAGAGCUGAAGAAAUCCUUGAAGAUCAAGGGGGAGGAGUUGAGUGAAGCCAGUGUGCGCCUUAGUCUGCUCGAGAAGAAACUGGACUGUUCCUCAAAAGAGGCUGACGAUCGAGUGGAGAAAAUUCAGGUGAAACUGGAAGAGACACAGACUCUGCUCAAAAAGAAGGAGAAGGAGUUUGAUGAAACGAUGGAUGCUCUGCAGGCUGACAUUGAUCAGUUGGAGUCUGAGAAAAUGGAAUUGAAGCAACGGCUCAGCAGCCAAUCAAAGCGUACGAUUGAGGGACUGAGAGGGUCACCAGGCUCUGGCAUUGCCUCCAUAGUAACAGGGACAGGCACAGUCCAGGCAGGUGGCCCCAUUCCCGUUCAGAUCAAGGAUUCACCUUUACUCCUGCAGCACAUCGAAGCUCUCCGACUGUCUGUCAAGCAGCUGAAGAACGAGAACAACCAUUUAAAGGCUGCCCAGAUGCGAGCAGAUUUGGCAGCAUUGCCACCGAUCCAAGUUGCCAAGCUGUCAUUGACCUCACGCCCUCAGGAGGAUGAGGCUGGAGUUGGAGCCCUGACGAGGAAGACCAACCAGUUACUGGAGAAACUGCAGCAAAUCAGCGCCCAGGUCAAAGUGGUCGAUAUCUCGCAUCGAGGCCCAGGCAGCACGGUCUCUGAGGGAAAGGCCAAUCCCACAGCACAACUCCUGGAGCAACUCAUCCAACUGAGACAACUCAGUGACACUGUCGACCACAUCAAGGAUGAAGUGGACCGAGUGUCUGUAAACCGAGCAAGGGCCCGAGUCCCCUCGGACUUUGCAACCUUCCCACACCCAGCCUUUACUAAGGCCAAGGAGGAGGCGAAAUCGGAUGCAGUUUGUGUGGGUAAAGUCUGUUUGACAUGUCCACCAGGUCAGGGCCAGGUUCAUCGGAUCGUCCUCCUCCAUGAUCAACUGCAUGAACUACACAGCCGCCUAAUGUCCUAGUGCACCACCCUCUGUACCACAAUUCCAAUAGGACUCGCCUCGCUGAUUCCUGACCUUCGUCUCGUAUAAGGCUGUAUGUGUGUGUGCGUGGAUCAAUUUAUCGACAAAACCCUGUGGUUAUAACACUAUUAACCCCUUACAACCUCAGUAAUGUCUGUCUGCCCAUUCUGCAUCUCUGGUAUUUUAGCCUGGCCUACAACAUCUGAAAGAUCAGUCCAGCCACUCCAGAAAUAUACUCCAAUCUUACCCACAGUUACUCAUCUCAAUCACCCGCGGUCAUGGAGUGGUUCAGGAUUUACCCACUUGUACCUGAGACUGAGGUUAACGUAUGUCAGACUAUCUCCAAUCAGUGGCACUGCUUGGACUGAGAAUUCCAGCCCCUGCUGUUGUUACAAACUGCACUCCAAUCACUGGGGCUUCGUGCCCUCAUCCAGUGAUUGUUUACUGACUUUGAUCGAGCCUGAGAAACUUUCCUACUGGCCUGAGGGUAACAGGAGGUUCCGAGUCAGCCCACUGCUCUCUCCCUGUGCCCACCUUUCCCCUCCCAAAGCUCCAUCUCUUACCUGCCAGUCUCCCGAUCUGUCCCUGGGUCUCUCUCUCCUCCUCCUCCCUGUCUCUCUCCAACCUGUUCAGCUGCAGCCUUGCCUGUCCCCCUCCAUGUCCCCUUGUUGCUGGGGAGCUGGUGUUUGUGGAACAGCAUUGAUUGUGUCAGGAUGGUGGGGGAGCCUGAAGUGAUGACACUCAGCAACGUUAGACUUUGGAUCCAAUUUCUGACUGCCAGCUUUAUGUUUCUGCUGAUUUACGGUGAAUGAGUUGGUUGUAUGUUCAUUAAACUUAACCAUAUUUAAUCACUCCAUAUGAAAUGAUGUUAUCAGACAAAUUCUAGAAUAAACAUUGGCCUGUGGUCUAAGUAUUCUCAAA
Molecule: messenger RNA, 4924 nt
Organism: Hemiscyllium ocellatum (epaulette shark)
Lineage: Eukaryota; Metazoa; Chordata; Chondrichthyes; Orectolobiformes; Hemiscylliidae
Product: dynactin subunit 1-like
Exons: 28
Coding region: 305-4003 (1232 amino acids)
Biological process (GO): establishment of mitotic spindle orientation; nuclear migration
Cellular component (GO): spindle pole; axon; microtubule associated complex
Source: RefSeq, a predicted model, not a curated record